Messenger RNA from Pseudophryne corroboree (corroboree frog), 2578 nucleotides. RefSeq names its product gastrula zinc finger protein XlCGF17.1-like. Gene Ontology annotation, molecular function: DNA-binding transcription factor activity, RNA polymerase II-specific. The record is from RefSeq and is a predicted model, not a curated record. Gene Ontology annotation, cellular component: nucleus. The coding region runs from base 162 to 1220 and encodes 352 amino acids. The transcript has 2 exons. Gene Ontology annotation, biological process: regulation of transcription by RNA polymerase II. NCBI's taxonomy places the organism in Eukaryota, Metazoa, Chordata, Amphibia, Anura, Myobatrachidae.
AAGCCCAAAUAAAUAAUGUUAAAGUCAAAGAUACAGAGGGAGAAGUAGAGACGUAUCUGACUGAUAUAAAGGCAGAAGAUAUAGAGGGAGAAGAAGAGACGUAUGUGACUGAUAUAAAGGCAGAAGAUAUAGAGGGAGAAGAAGAGACGUAUGUGACUGAUAUGAAGGCAGAAGAUACAGAGGGAGAAGAAGAGAUGUAUGUGAGGGGUGAUCAGCAGUGUAUGGAGGAGGAGAUCCCUACAGAUAUCAGCACAGAUGGACACACAAGCAGGAACAUCUCAGAAGGACAUCUAAUGUUAUCCCUGGAUUCUGAAAUAACCGAUAACGACAGUAGACAGGAUUCUCCAGGAGCUAACCCCAUUACCCCAAUUAUACAUCCAGCUCUAUCAGCUGAUCCCUCUGAUCCUGGGAAAUGUUCUCCUGAUCACUCUGAUAUUGGUGCAUCUGUUACAGCUCUGAGAGUAGAUACAGUGUUUCCCUGUUCUAUAGAUGCCAAAUAUUUUACACAGAACACAAAGCGUAUUACCAAUCAGCCAGCUAAGGCAGGUAAGAAGCCAUUUCCAUGUUUUGAGUGUGGGAAAUGUUUUACAUAUAAAUCAAAUCUUGUUACACAUAAGAGAACUCACACAGGUGAGAAGCCAUAUUCCUGUUCUGAGUGUAGGAAAUGUUUCGCACAGAAAUCAGCUCUUGUUGAACAUGAGAGAAGUCACACAGGUGAGAAGCCAUAUUCCUGUUCUGAGUGUAGGAGAUGUUUUGCAACAAAAUCACAUCUUGUUAUACAUCAGAGAAGUCACACAGGUGAGAUGCCAUUUUCCUGUUCUGAGUGUGGGAAAUGUUUUGCAACAAAAUCACAUCUUGUUUUACAUCAGAGAAGUCACACAGGUGAGAAGUCGUAUUCCUGUUCUGAGUGUGGGAAAUGUUUUGCACAGAAAUCAAAUCUUGUUAGACAUCAGAGAAGUCACACAGGUGAGAAGCCGUAUUCCUGUUCUGCGUGUAAGAAAUGUUUUGCACAGAAAUCAGAUCUUGUUACACAUCAGAGAAGUCACACAGGUGAGAGGCCGUAUUCCUGUUCUGAGUGUGGGAAAUGUUUUGCACAGAAAUCAAAUCUUGUUACACAUCAGAGAAGUCACACAGGUGAGAAGCCAUUUUCCUGUUCUGAGUGUGGGAAAUGUUUUGCAUGGAAAUCACAACUUGUUACACAUCAGCGAUUUCACAGAUGAGAAGCCAUUUUCAUGCUGUGAGAGAAAUAAAUCCGCUCUUGUUGAACAUAUUAGACAUUACCAAAGUACAGAACCAUUUCAAUCUUCUGGAGUAUAAUUAUCACUGUCGUGCAAUGUUCCUCAAGGGUGAAUCCGAUCUCCUAUGCUUUAUAAAAUAUACAUGCUACCACAGGGUGAUAUAAUCAGACGUCAUGGCCUGGUCUACCACUGCUAUGCAGAUUACCUGCUUUUUGCUCCAUGUACUGAGAACCUAAUACCAAUAAAUGGUUGUCUAGCUGAGCGCCAGGGGUGGAUGAUGCCAGUUGGCUGUGACUCAGUCUUUGUGAAACAUAAUAGAAGCUCACCAACAAAGGACAAGACUACAGCUUUACCAACCAUCUGGAUUUAUGCUUUGGUGUUCAGAAUUGCAAAAUACUGAACAUGUGCUGAAUCUUUGUGUUGUCCUGGUAUGUGGCUGACACAGACAUCAGGUAUCUGCCACAUACAAAUCCUCAUUCUUCCAUCUGUGGACCAUAGCCAGAAUCAAGCACUUGAUUCCCUCAGAAGUUCAUAGACUACUGCAAUGCCAUCUACCUGGGUCACCCAGCAAAAGAAUUACAGAGCUUGCAGCUAGUACAGAAUGCAGCAGCCAAGCUGUUACCUGACCAGCCCGUUCCUGCCGCAUAACAUCCAUUCUCUACUCCCUUCACCGGCUGCCUGUAAGAUGACAAAUCUAUUUCAUAAUUGGCUAACUGACCUUCCCAGCCCAACAUUACAUGGUCCAAGGAACUAGAAGCAGCUCCUGCCUCCUUACUGCCCUGCUUGCUUGCUUCUACAGAUGGACUGUUACCAGCAGUACCAAGAAUCUCCUGUCAUUCAUUUAAGGGUUGAACUUUUAGCUUUGCAGCCCUGACCAUGGAACGUACUGCCUUGCACAGUCCAAGAGGCCACCACUCUAGAGACCUUCACAAGCAGACUGAUGACUGUUACUCACACUUUUCAUUAAUGUACCUCUGUUUACUUCCUAAAUAAUACAUCCCAAAUGCUUAGGUCUUUUUUCUGCUGUUUAUUUUGUAUCUUGUGCUUUGUGUAAAUGUGAAUGUCUAAUACCAGUUUCCACAAUCUGUAUUGCUGCACGACAAUAUGGCGGCCAUUGGAACGUGUUUUCACUUCUAGUUUGCCUAACUUGUUGCAGUCACUCAUCUUGAUAAGGAGUGCCGAGUGUUUUCUGAUACAAGAUCCUGUCCAUAUAUACCCUGUACAUUAUCAUGUGCAUUAGAGUCACCCGGGUUCCAUCUGCGGUGGUUUGUUGUAUGUUACAUCUAUAUGGUGCGGAUACUCCCCUGUAUUUCAUAAUAAAAGCUUUUGUUUGCAUCUAA